This is a messenger RNA of Bursaphelenchus xylophilus (pine wood nematode), 1265 nucleotides long. The record is from the annotation of a GenBank genome assembly. Lineage: Eukaryota; Metazoa; Nematoda; Chromadorea; Rhabditida; Aphelenchoididae.
AUGUCGGAACUUGACAAUAACACGGCCUCAACUUUGGUAAGGCAACAAAUUUUGACUCUGUAAAGACCUGACUUCAGACGCCCCCGGCUGCAAACUAUCCAGUAAUUGGAAUCCUGGUGGGAGCAGCUUCAUUUGCGUCGAUUGCCCUCAAUAUCUCCGUUAUGUUGACAUUGAAAUCAAAAGGUUUUUUAACGUCCCGAAAGUCCACGGUGUAUUCAUUGUCAUUUGCGUAUAUUUUUGCCGACAUUCUGGAGCAAUCCAUCAUGUGUUUUUAUGUAGCGCCAAGCAUCGUCACACAAGUAAGCUUAAGCGCGCUAACUCUCAAACCUUUGCGCAACGAAUUACAAAGAACCAAAAAAAGUUAUUUCUUAUAGAAGGGCGUCGCUGUACAGUGGGUUAUUUUGGCCUGAAAUUGAACGCCAGGACCUCAGAUAUUACUUGUUGUAGACAGGUUUUUGUCGACCAGUAUAGGGGCUUUUUACCGGAGCGAGAUGCACUUUUUUGCAUGCGCCCCCGCGACGUCGCAAAAAAGUUUUGGCAGCAGCAAAAGGAAGUCAGAAAAAAAAACUACGACGCCAGCAAAGAAUUGCAAAAGCAAAAUCCCUAAUUCAAACUGAUUCUGCGACUAAAUCAAUGAAAUUCUCAGAGUUUCUUGGUCGGCGAACGGGACCAUCCUCUAGUGAUGGCCUUGGGAUUCGGCUGGCUUGUAUUUUGGUACAUGGGAAUGCUAUACCAAAUCAUCAUUGCUCUCGAUCGAGUAAACAGCAUCGUCUUUCGUCAAACCUCGAUUCGUGAAUACUACCGACUGAUAAUUGCGUUGGUUUGGGUUGUGUCAUGUAGCGCCGCUUACAUCGGCUACUUUAUCUUGCCCUGUUGCAGGUGAGUUUCAAGAUGACUUUCAAGGUAUCACAACUUCUAAUACAAAUGCAAUUACAUUUUAUAAUUGCCUUAAGGUUCUAUGUGUCAUACGUUAAUUACGGCUUUGCGUAUACCGAAGGUUUUAAUUACUCCAACACAUACCUUGACGUUCCUUUCAAUGUUAUCACAACUGUUACAAUUUACGUUUGCUACACAUGGGUAGGACCGACUUUACGACACAUAAAUGAGCAAUUCAGAUUUUUCUGUACAUCCGGAGAACCAAUAGGAUCAACAGUAUUUCCGAAGACAAAAUGGCGGAGCGCCGGCAGCAGGAGUUCAAUCUGGCCAGGCAAUUUUUUACUAUGGCUCUUCUAUUUUCGUGUGAGUGCGACAGACCUGGAAUGUAG